Akanthomyces muscarius is the source of this 1344-nucleotide messenger RNA. RefSeq lists its product as uncharacterized. Gene Ontology annotation, biological process: regulation of transcription by RNA polymerase II. Lineage: Eukaryota; Fungi; Ascomycota; Sordariomycetes; Hypocreales; Cordycipitaceae. Gene Ontology annotation, cellular component: nucleus. The transcript is spliced from 3 exons. The record is from RefSeq and is a predicted model, not a curated record. Gene Ontology annotation, molecular function: DNA-binding transcription factor activity, RNA polymerase II-specific; RNA polymerase II transcription regulatory region sequence-specific DNA binding. The coding region runs from base 1 to 1344 and encodes 447 amino acids.
AUGGAAUCGUCUACACCAGAUGCAGAGUUUCCCUGCCGGCCUUGUGAUCUCCAGUUUCCCUCCUGGAAACUGCUGUGGGGUCACAAAUGUGCAAUGCGAGAGCAAGGCAGGGAGGAUCACAAAAACUGCUCUUUCUGCGGUGAGAAAUUCGAGGUGGCCAGGAGUGAACUCUUGCACGUCCAGCGGUCCCACGAACCCAGUCACAGUCUUCACUGCCCAGGCUGUGGGCGUGGCCCUUUCGCUCGAGUCGGAAUGCUGGUCGCGCACAUCGAACGCGGCCAGUGCACGCGUAUCGGUUCGACAGACCUGGUGAUGCUGAGAGAAGCCAAACUCGAUUUUCACAGAGAACUUGAAAAGAGAUCAAACGAGCCUGUGAAAGGGAGCUUUGCCAAUUACAUGUCAAAGAUACAUGUCCCGCAAUGGGCCGACAUUGUAGAAGCACCCAGUGCGGAGAAACCGGGCGAGCUUUCAGAGGGUCAUUUUCCCGGUCUCCUGAGGAAGGAGCCACAAGCAUCGCGGGAGCACGAGUCCAAGGUUCCGGAGAAGGUGCUGCGGAAGCAAGAGCCUCAGCAGUCGAAUAAACAAGAAACGCAAGCAACGAUAAAAAGUAUCCCUCAGAAGUGGAACUCUAGACUGUGUCUGAGACCACAGAAAACAGAUACCGCCAGCGAUAAAACAAUGGCGGAUACCGACGACGACGAAAGCUUGCUAAUUGACGUAUCGCCAGGCCAUCAUCUCGCAGCCAAAUGGCAGAAUGCAACGCAAGACAGCAAAUCAGACCAUGAAAAGGGCAAGGCAGCGCCCCCUCCAUCAACCACACCAUUGGCCGCCAAAUGGCAAGGCGCCUGGGGAACCAAAGAUAUCCAAGCUGCCAUCGCAAGAGAUCGCGGGAACCGACGCGUCACUCCAGCUACCCAGCAGCUUGCGGCGGCGACCCAGCCUGCGCCCAAAGCUUUAGCAGAGUUUAUGGAUCUGGACGACCCUGAGCAUCCAUAUUUUAAUGCGUCUAACUAUCGUUGCCUCGUAAUGAGCAAAUACGUCUGCCCCAAGUUGGGAUGCGGCAAGUACUAUGAUGACAAGCAAGGCAUAAUCAGGCAUCUCAAGUCUCCUGCUCACGGCGUCAAGUCGUACCAAUGCCCGAAAUGCUCGCGCAUUUUUAAAUCGGUGGAAGCGAUCACAUCUCAUGCUGAGUCUCCCGGGCACUGUCGAAUCCGAGAGACAGAACACUACGGCGCGUUUAUAGACCAACUUACCGGAGGCAUUGUCCAUGUUGACGCUAGUGGUGGGAAUGAUGGUAUCAAGUACAAUGUUCAGAAGAAGGCGAUUGACAAGGUGUUCUGGUGA